Molecule: messenger RNA, 6096 nt
Organism: Pocillopora meandrina
Lineage: Eukaryota; Metazoa; Cnidaria; Anthozoa; Scleractinia; Pocilloporidae
Source: the annotation of a GenBank genome assembly
AUGGAACCGAAGCGUAAAGAAGGCAUUACAAUCUGUAAUAACGCAGUGCUUUUUGUUUUUGGUUUGCUGUCUUUGAUAAUCGGUAUUGUGAUGGUGUUUGUAGGCGCGGCGAAGAUUCACUCUGCAGAUGAAGACUGCUCAACUCAAGCGCCUUCCACUGCGGAGAGCAUCGCAUCGCCUCAGUCGCCUUCUUGCGACUUCUCAUCCGAAGCUGUUGGCGUCGGUUUGCCUCGUUUGUUAGAAGAAGUAAAAACUGCGUAUUUUUUACACACUCCGAAUAAAGCCGCUUGGAAUCCGGACAUGACAAAAGAAUCCGAAAAGGAGCAAUAUAUGAAAACAAGGUAAGGAAAUUAACCAUACUUUUAUGAGUAAUUUGCGCCCUUCAGGGAGCAUUUAAGGUCAUUUCUACGUCUUCUAUCAUCCAAAUACGUCAAAUUGUAUGUAAAGAUCGACGCUAGGGCUUGUGCGGGUCGAAAAUCUUACCCUUAAUCGUAAGUUAUUGGAGUCCUUGUCAAUGUCCUUUAAUCUGAACCAUACUCGCUCCUAUCAGGUUCAUUCUUUCUUGCCAUGCCGAAGUUUGUCAGCUUUAUAUUAGUAAACUACUAUGUCAAAGUUAGUGCUAUUUUUGCUGUGACGCUAAAAUCGAAUAGGAACCUGGUUUCUUUCAAGUGAACGAGUGCUGAAUAUUUGUUAAUUAUCCAGUGAAAGUCACAAAAUCUACUUUAUACUAGAGGAUAAAUGAUAAGAAGUCUAAUAGUUGGAAAGUGGUCUACAUAUACCCUGCAAUAAUAAUGUCUUACUGGUCUGCCCCCGUAUUAUCCUCUCCAGAUAUCACGUAAGCUGACGUAAGCUACUGCAUUAAUGUCAUUUAAAUGUUUACCAACGCUAACGUAAAUUGAAAGUCAAACAUUUCGUUUGAGUGCCAAAUUUUAAGCUCCCCCAAACUAAAAGAAAAACAACCACAGACACGACUCGACACAUUUCUCAAGUGCUUAAUGUUAUCAGUAAUGACGAUGACACGGUACCGCAGCUGGAGAAUGUUUUUGGCAGAACAUUCAUUGCUUGCUCCUUUGAUUCCCUUGGAAAGGUAAUUUUAAGACUCUUUCCGGAAAAUAAAGAAAACGGAUGAAGUACAGCAGGGUAAUGUUAUUUCAACCGCUAGGUUUUUUGAUCGUAUUUAUCGAAAGGAAGCUUGGAUUGGCUCUGCAAAAACUGAUAAAGGGAUGAAAGUUAGCGGUGAGAAACUGUCGGCAACGUUAACGAGAUAAAUAGAAGGAUAGAAAUUCUUGGGUAAAGUAGGUAAUGUCCUACGAACUGUCUUGUUGUUAUCAUUUGCAGAUCGUCUGCAGGGCAGGUAAAGGAAAAGGUUUCGCAUAAGUCACGAAAAAGAGCAAAGAAAAAUACGAGUUCCAGGCCCUUGAGGUUUUAGGCCUAAGACCUUCUUCAUGUUUUUACAAGUGAUUAAAUAGGUGUUUAACUGAGCAAUUUGGGAAAUAUUGCCUAAAUUUAGUAACUUCGUUUUAAUCGCCUCCCUCUCUCACUGCUCUUAUCAUCGUCCCUUAUUGGUUUUUUGGUGAACCUUGUGGGAUUUUUUUCCUUCUUUCAGGAGAGUACGAUGCGUCAGCUGGCAUGCAUGUUUGUAAAUUCUAUGAGAUAUUUUUGAGAUAACGCUGCGAUUUAUUGACAACUAACUAAUCGCAUCGAUUUUUUGCCGAGAAAAUAAUCUUUGGUAUUUACCCUUACAAAUCCGUCUGCACAGAAUCGGUCCAUUUAUGCGCUAAGUAAAUGGCAGCUUAAGAGGAUUCGCGUCGAUUAGGCUUCGUAAUCUUAGUUGGACUUACAAACGCGAAGUAUAGUCUGGCAAAAGUCCCGAGGUCGAUGAAGUUGAUACAAACUGAUUGGAUUAUGGUGAUAAUGCUGGCACAUUAACAGCCUCCUGGUUAGUAAUUGUUUCCCUGUUAGGUGUACAAGGAGCGCGGGUCAGUCGGGUAUUGAUUGGACGAGAUUAAUUUGGUUUUGUUUCGGGCAAGUGGACUUAGACGAAGGCACAGAGUUGUGGUCACUCACGAGGGUGGACGCAUACUGAGGCAUGAUUGACAUGUUUGUUAGUGUUUUAGCAUAACUUUGUGACCAAAAUUAAAUGAUUGAUAUCUUAUUUCCCAGACUGAAGUUCUCAGACACACCAGAACAACAUCUCGAAAAAAAAAAACUCUUUUACUUCAUAGGUACCGCCCCUACGACCCAUCCCCUGAGGUUCUUAAGCGAAAGACUGACGCUGCUCUUGCUCUGUUGGAAAAGCUGAAAGAAACCAAGGUGGACGAAAGGAAGCUGAAAGCUCGGGAGGCUAAAGCUUUGUGGCAGGUAUGAAUAGAAAUCUUAAUUGGACUAUCCUCUUUUGUUCUAAGGUCAGUAUGAAGGAGCUUUAUCUCAUACAAUAUGGGUAAAGACUUUCUCAAUUUCUGAGCACAAGUUCUGCGAGGCCCGCUAAUGAUCAUUGAAGAUACUAAAAGGGAGACGGUAUAGUGAUAAGAGACAAAUGGCUGUUAACCAGUUUGAUAGGUUGAGAUAUUUUCGAAAGCUGUUUCUCUCAGCUUUUCAAUGCUAGGAAUUUUCAAGUUCUUCUCUUAAAUUUCUGACAGAAUCCUUUCCACCCCUAAAGGGCUUGCUAUGGGUUAUCUGACUCGCUUUUGUUGGUGCUGUCAUGUCAACAGGCAAAGCAUUUCCUUCAGCACGUGUUUGGUUCGCCGUUUGAUGUCAACUAUUAUGCAGGUGAUUGGCUAAUGGGACCAAACUACUUCUGCUGGCAGCCAAUCUGCAGCGUGCCGUAUGACUUGAAUUCUUUUGCUUGGUACGUCAAGCCACGUUCCUACAACGAUGUACAACUUGUGAUUGACAUCAUCAAGAUGCACAAGAAUACGUUUGAUCAGUACAGGUGGGUGAAGGAAAUGGUUUUGUUGCCUAUGUCACAGACGCUCGGCGAGGAGGCGAGUGUCACGCUCGUGAGAGAGCAGACACGCGGGAUUACCGCGCCGUCGCGCGCGUUUUUCUUGCUCGCGCUCGACAGUCUAAACUACUCGCACUAGCUGAGAUCUGGUGCAGCCUCAUGGGUUUUUGACACUUUUCUUUCUGGUAGUUAAAAAAAGUCUUCAAGAUCGAAGAGCCUGCUUGUAAACCUCACUGUUGCACUGAAAAAUUUCGUGGAGCUCAAAAUCAAUUUCAUAAGUUUUGAAGACAGUUUCACUGAUUAAUUUAUGUUCCCUUCAGUUUUGCGUGAAACAACUCUCGUCAUGCAAUACGUUUCUUCAAGAGAAAUAAGACCCAUGCUGAAAUUUCAAUCCUCGAUAAGAUGCCAACUGCCUUUUGAACAGCGUAGCUAUAAUCUUAUAUUCGCUUCCCCCAAGUCAUGUGACCUGUAUCCAACUUGACAUCAACAGAAAUAACAUGGCCAUGGGAGUCAAAGCAGGUAUGGUUCGAUCGGACAUUGAUUGUAGGGCGGGUCUUGACGCUAUCAAAGAAACCUAUCCCAAAAUAGCACAGAACAAUGCCUCUACAGGCGUAUUACACGAGUGGUACGUCGCACAGUAUCUCAAGUCUCAGUACCUGGAGAGGUUGAACUCGAAAGUGGAUGAUCUAUGGAAAACCAAACACUCUGGUCAGAGUGUGCAAGAAGCUAUUAAAGAGGCCUUGGUGAAGGGUUUUGGCGAACCAGUUCUCAGCCUAAUUCAUUAUCUUGAAUAUGAACAUAGCCGUCAUUGCCUGCCGAUAAAAGUGGCCAGCGGACUUGCUAAUUUGCCCGUCGAUUACGUGUACACCGAUGGUGUUCCGGAUGUUAAGAAUAAAACAAAGAAAGUUCUUCCAGGUACUGCACGGGAGUUGAAUGGCACUAAAACGUACAGUAUGAUUUUAUCAUACUUCACAACGACUAACAUUUCAGCGGAAACCAUAUACCAGGAGGGAAGAAAACAACUCAAAACCCUCAUGCCCCAGGUUGGUCUCUUUUCUUUUGGUGCAAGAAGUAAAAUAUUUGUGUGUUUAAGAACCCUUUUUUUCUCACAUGAAGACGCAGACUGGUUUUUCACGAGACUUGAGGUUCUGUACAAUCAAGACAUGUGUCCAUUGAUAAUCGAUGGUGGACAUUGGAUCAUCGACCGUUGAUCAUUGAUUAGUGACAAUUGAUAGUUGAUAGUUUAUAUUUGAUAAUAGACAGUUGAUAAUUGAUAAUGAUUUAAAUUAAAAACUGUGAUGAUUGAUAUAAUUGUUAUUUAUCAGAUAUUUCUUCCAUAUUGUUUUAGGUCUAUAAAAUUGCAAAACUUCUGACUGGCAGGAAUAAGAGAUCCAAAGCAAUCGAAGAAUUUAAAAUUCUCCUAAAUGGUCCCGAACAGUGGCACAAUUCUGCACCAUUUCCGGCGAAUGAAAGUGACGAGCGUGCGCACCAAGCUUGUCGCGACCCAGACUCUGCAAAGAAGAAUUGUCCUCGGCGCUGGGCGGCCGUUGUGAAAUGGGGCGAAUACAUUAAUGAAGUAAUGAGUAUGAUAGCUCCCAAGAUUCGAUCGAUGUUUUACUUUAGUGGUCCCAAGAUCACGGCGCCUAACUGCCCAAUACAGAUGUGGCCGCAUUACAACCCCUCUAACGGCGCCAUGUAUUUCCGGUCAAGCGACAGUAACUGUACAACGCCAUGUCAUUUCGGCCUACCGUUUUUCCUGAAGGAGUAUGGUCCAAAGUUCCAGGAAUGGUCUGUGAUUGGCCACGAGUCAAGGCCUGGGCACCACACUCAAAUGCAAGGUAAAUAACUUACUUGUUUCCCGGUUGAUCGGUUAUUGCUCGGAUGAUCACUUCGUCUUUCAAGUUACCGCUUUCCUGAUAUCAUCAGGGUGCAAGCGCUCUUCUUGAACCCUCAAAGCUCCCCUCUGCCAAGCGGUGGAGAGUAAUAUCUUGGUAGCAAAAAGGCACAUGCCAUCUUGUCGCAACGCGAACUAAUCGUUGGCAAUCAUGGUCUUGACCGACAGGCUUAGUUGAGCAUUUCCGUGACAGAUGUGGUGGUGUUCCACGAUGGCUGGACAAGCAAACGUCCUACGUAGCUUUUCAGGAGGGGUGGGCUCUGUAUGCUGAGAGUCCUCUUCUAUCCCACGAUGCUAGACUGUAUGAAGAGAAUUUCUUACAGCUUUAUGGCAUGAUCAAAUGGCAGGUAUGUUUGAAAAUUCGACGGGGCUUGGGGGCUGAAUAGUGGGCACAGUAGGGCCCUCGGCUGUCACAGCCCUUCUGUCUUUCAAUCGUCUUAAGAUCAACUCUUUCUUCUACUUAUUUAAUCAAGAGUAGAGUUCUCAGUAUUUUGAUAUGACAUCCUGCUGGUUAGGUUUGGCGAGCUGUGAGACUUGUGGUGGACACCGGACUUCAUUACAGAGGCAUGACGAGGUGAAAAAUAUUCCAGUUUAUGUCUCCAUUAACUUUUAGGCAAUUGAACUUAGUACUCUCCAGUCUAAACUAGCUGGGUAAUUGAUAUUCUCCCCUUUUCUUGUUGCUUGUGGGAAAACAGUAACAGUUUGUUUUUAUGAUAGGUCCGAAGCACUUAAAUACUUUGAAAACUCUACUUGGGAUACCACAGACUUUGCUGUAAAGGAAGUAACUAGAUACCAAAGUGUUCCCGGUCAGGCAACAGCCUACAUGUUAGGGAAACUGGCGCUAAUGGACAUGCGCACAAAGGUUGAGAAGGAACUGAAGAAGUCGUUUAAUUUGCGGGAUUUUCAUUAUCAUCUCCUUAGUCAAGGGUCUGCUCCACUUGGAUACCUCCAAAAUCAUAUUGAUAAAUACAUAGACUGCGAGAAAAAGAAAAUAGAACCUAAAUAUUGCGCUGACAUUCUGAGAUACUCUGAUGAACUUAGCGAUGAAGAACAAGUGUCAAAGAAGGAAAUAGAAUUUGAAGAAAAACAGCCGCCAAAACCUCCCCAUAGAAGCUAUGUGUAACAGGAACGCAAGCAUCACCUCACAGACAGUUUGACACAUGACUUGCGUUACUGCGCAUGGCCUGAGCCGACUGCCCAUCAAAGUUUCGUUCAAUGCUUCAGACAUGCGCAUAGAAAGCUCGACCGUAGCUUGGUU